AUGGCUUUUCAUGCCAUGUUUGGUAGAUUUGAUGACUUAGUGUUUUUGUUUGGGAAAAUGGCUUUCAAUUAUGUCUUAGGUGAUGGGUUUUGUGGGCCGGAUGAAAUCGGUGAUUUUAGUAGCAAUGGAUUUCAUGGUAAAGUUAAGGUGGUGUUGGAAUGGUUUGAUACCUCAUAA
Dovyalis caffra is the source of this 177-nucleotide messenger RNA. The record is from the annotation of a GenBank genome assembly. NCBI's taxonomy places the organism in Eukaryota, Viridiplantae, Streptophyta, Magnoliopsida, Malpighiales, Salicaceae.